Chlamydomonas reinhardtii is the source of this 1007-nucleotide messenger RNA. RefSeq lists its product as uncharacterized. The record is from RefSeq and is a predicted model, not a curated record. Lineage: Eukaryota; Viridiplantae; Chlorophyta; Chlorophyceae; Chlamydomonadales; Chlamydomonadaceae. The coding region runs from base 150 to 566 and encodes 138 amino acids. The transcript has 3 exons.
CUCAUAGCUCAAGCUCGAGCUGACCUCGACGCUUUCUAAACGAGCAACACCCGAAGAGCUUUGCCAACUGCACCUCCCGACAGAAAAACCCAAAGAUGUCAGGUAUUCCCAUGCCGCUGCCUAUUCCGACACCGAUAACGCAACCGGCGAUGCUGGCAGCGGAGCUUCCAGGGAACCGGCCUCAGCAGGCGCAUCAUGUGGAGCACGACAACAUGCGGCCUGUGUACCUAGGAGACGUGGAGCGUGAGAUGGCCCCGCGCGAGAUUGACACGCCGCUGGAUCUGGAGCGACGCGCUGAGGAGUGUGCCCGCGAGGCCAACUACAAGCCAGCAGGCGAGCGGCUGGACCAGAAAGACCCGCACGCGCCGUUCGGGGCAACGGGCAAGGAUGCGGAAGGCAACCCCAUCGCCUCACCGGACGGCAAGGAGGCUGAUCCCCUGGCGCUGGCGGGUGUGGACGUGAAGAGCAAGCCGGCGGCGGACAAUGACUCGGGGCUGGGAGACGGCUCGCUGACGGACGCGCUGCGUGUGUUGUCGGAAGUACGGCGGGAAGGUGCGGGUGUGUAAGGAUGCUGGGCGCACACUGCUUCAGCCGACGUGAGGCCCACCUCAUGUGACGCGGUUGAGCUUACCAGAGCGCUGGCGUCAAAGAUGUGCCGCCAGCAGGUGCAACCGCCGCAGGGACGCGCUGCUGUUGUGGGACCGUCAUGCUGCAUCCACGCUGGAGGAGGAGUGUAACGUACGUACUAUGGGGCCAGUGUGCGUACAAAUGGUAGGACUCACCGAGGUCGCCCUGCACGCGUGCAGGCAGCUGCAGUGCAGUGUAAGACGGGGGACAACCGGGCAAGAGCAGCCGGUCGUAAUGGUUAGCGCUGACUGCUGUUGCUGCGCGGCACGGUAGGACGGUAAGAGGGAGUGCCACAAGGGGCAACCAAUUUGGGGGCAGAAGACUUGCGCUCGACAGUUGGAUGCAAGCAGGAAUGCAGGUUGACCAUUCCCUCUGUAGUA